UGGAAUCAGGCAUGGGCUUCCAGCCCCGCGUCCCUGUGGACCAUGGGGUCUUCUGGGUCCUGGUCCUGCUCCUGGCCCUGGGGCUGUGCAGCCUCCAGGCCAGAGCGGACAGAUAUCUAGACCCCGGCUUUCGGGAGAACUAUUUUGAGCAAUACAUGGACCAUUUCAACUUCGAGAGUUUCGGCAACAAAACCUUCGGCCAGCGGUACCUGGUGUCAGAUAAGUUCUGGAAGAUGGGCGAGGGGCCCAUUUUCUUCUACACAGGGAACGAGGGAGACAUCUGGUCCUUUGCUAACAAUUCUGGCUUCAUGGUGGAACUGGCAGCGCAGCAGCAGGCUCUGCUGGUCUUCGCGGAGCACCGGUACUACGGGAGGUCGCUUCCAUUCGGUGCGCAGUCCACAGAGCCGGGAUACACACAGCUGCUGACUGUGGAGCAGGCACUGGCGGACUUUGCCGUGCUGCUCCAGGCCCCGCGGCAGAAUCUCGGGGCCCAGGAUGCCCCCACCAUAGCCUUUGGAGGAAGUUAUGGGGGGAUGCUGAGCGCCUACAUGAGGAUGAAGUAUCCCCACCUGGUGGCCGGGGCCUUGGCGGCCAGUGCUCCUGUCGUAGCUGUUGCAGGCCUUGGCAGCUCCUACCAGUUCUUCCGAGACGUCACAGCGGACUUCUACGGCCAGAGUCCCAAGUGCGCCCAGGCUGUGCGGGAUGCCUUCCAGCAAAUCAAAGACUUGUUCCUCCAGGGAGCCUAUGACACCAUCAGCCGGAAUUUUGGUACCUGCCAGCCACUUGCCAGCCCUAAGGACCUGACCCAGCUCUUUGGGUUUGCCAGGAAUGCGUUUACUGUGCUUGCCAUGAUGGACUACCCAUAUCCUACUGACUUCCUAGGGCAUCUUCCUGCCAACCCCGUCAGGGUAGGCUGUGAGCGGCUGCUGAGUGAGGGCCAGAGGAUCGUGGGUCUGCGAGCACUAGCAGGGCUGGUCUACAACUCCUCUGGCACGGAGCCCUGUUAUGACAUCUACCAGAUGUACCAAAGCUGUGCUGACCCCACUGGCUGUGGCACUGGCUCUGACGCCAAGGCCUGGGACUACCAGGCCUGUACGGAGAUCAAUCUGACCUUUGACAGCAACAAUGUGACAGACAUGUUCCCUGAAAUCCCCUUCUCGGAUCAACUCCGCCAGCAAUACUGCCUGGACACGUGGGGCGUGUGGCCCCGGCCUGACUGGCUGCACACCAGCUUCUGGGGUGGCGACCUUAAAACUGCCAGCAACAUCAUUUUCUCCAAUGGUGAUCUAGACCCCUGGGCAGGGGGUGGGAUCCGGAGCAACCUGAGCACAUCAAUCAUCGCCGUCACCAUCCAUGGGGGAGCGCAUCACCUAGACCUCAGGUGCAGUGAGGUGUAGCCUACUGGGUCCCUUUCUGCAUGAGUUCGGCCAGGGGUGGAAUGUGGGCCAGAUGGGCAUGAAGCUUGCCCCCUGAGUGUCCCCACCCCCACAUGUCCGCUCCAUAGAGCAUCUCACUCAGAAGACCCCCCGUCUGCAGUGGAGGUGCGGAAGCUGGAAGCCACCCUCAUUCGUGAGUGGGUAGAGGCAGCCAGACCAAAGCCACACCCUUCCAGCUAAGAUGCAACAGGACCCAGGCAUCCCUUGUUUUGUGUGAUCAACUGUGGCAGGACAGCUUGCCUUAUCCC
Acomys russatus (golden spiny mouse) is the source of this 1684-nucleotide messenger RNA. It is a transcript of the gene Dpp7, whose product is annotated as dipeptidyl peptidase 7. Gene Ontology annotation, cellular component: vesicle. Gene Ontology annotation, molecular function: dipeptidyl-peptidase activity; serine-type exopeptidase activity. NCBI's taxonomy places the organism in Eukaryota, Metazoa, Chordata, Mammalia, Rodentia, Muridae. The record is from RefSeq and is a predicted model, not a curated record. Gene Ontology annotation, biological process: proteolysis.